CUUUCUCUCUUUCCUCUGCGCGCGACGCAGACCCAACUCUCUCUCUCUCUUCAACCCAGAGGGAAAAGAAGAAAAGAAUAUUUCUCAUUUUAUUAUCUUUUAUUUUCUGGAAAAAACCAUUCUUGAAAAAGGCCUAAGCCUAACCUCCUUAUCCUCAAUCUCGCACAUCCUGAGAACAAGAGGGUAUCAGGAUAAUGCCGCUUUCUAGGGUUUUCUUUGCAGGCAAUGGUUUUCACGUGGAGUUAAUCAGAGAGUGACGGCGGGUUAGUGGUUGUGUGUUUCUAUCGUUGAUGGUUUUUGAAUGAUUGAAAUGGGGUCGUGUGGGAGAUCUGCUGCCAUUGAUGAUCCCUCAGAAAAGUUUGUAAUUGAGCAGCAGCAUUUGUGCUCAGAGGUUCAAGAGCAGGUUGUUUCUGUGCAGGAGUCUUGUUUAGAAGAAGAGGCUUACAAUGUGGUGGACUCUAAUGUUGAGCUCUCCACUGUGACUGAUGGUUGUCUGCGAGGGGACCGUGUCAGUUCUGAAGGACGUGUUGAUGUUACCGAGGGGUCCGGAGAGGGUUUGGGUUUGGCGAGUGAAUGCAAAAAUGCUGAUUUGUUGCCACUGGAGAAAUCUACUCAGGAUGAUUGUCAGAAUUGUUUGGGUGUUUCUUGUGGGAGCAUUGAAGUUCUCUGUGUAAACAGUGGCUCAGAGGGAAAUUUUCAGAAUGAGGGUAUCUUUGAUCAGCUGUCGGGGUCCUUAACUGCAGAUGAUUCACAGAGGCGUUGUGCUCAACAGGAUGAGCAGAAGGAUGAUGAGUCAGGGUCCUUAAUUACAGAGGAUUCACAGAGGCAUUGUGCUCAACAGGAUGAGCAGAAGGAUAAUAAGAGUGACGUAUUGCCUGCAGCAGGAGAUGAUUCGGAUGUCGUGGAAGGCAAAAAUGAUGAGACUGGUGUUCUUGCUGAUGCUUUCAGUCAUGCACUUGAUUUCAGGGAUUGCGAAGUGUCUUUGGAAUCAGAAUCCAUGGCUGACUUGCUAGUUGAUUGCAACCAGCAAAGUGAGCAGGAGAAAAUUAUGAGAAAUCCAGAUCCCUUGUUGAAUGUAGUUGAAAAAUGUGACGCUCUAAUUGGGGAGGAAACUGAUGCUUGCAGGAAGAUAUCUCCUACUCCGGCUAUGGAAGUGCCAUCAGGUGCAUUAUGUACAGAUACAGAAGUAGAGAGCAUAAAUGAUCACCCAUGUGAUCAGAAAGAUGGUGAGGAAACUGAUGCUUGCAGGCAGAUAUCUCCUACUCCGACUAUGGAAGUGCCAUCAGAUGCAUUAUUUACAGAUACAGAAGUAGAGAGCAUAAGUGAUCAGCCAUGUGAUCAGAAAGAUGGUGAGGAAACUGAUGCUUGCAGGAAGAUAUCUCCUACUCUGGCUAUGGAAGUGCCAUCAGGGCCACCAUCAGGUGCAUUAUGUACAGAUGCAAAAGUAGAGAGCACAAAUGAUCAGCCAUGCGAUCAGAAAGAUAUUGAGGAUCAGAAUAGUACUUGUGAAGAAAAGUUUAAAGCUUUUGUUGAUGAAGAAGUCAUCAACAUUAAUUCAUGUAUAAAAAUAUCAUCCUCUCUAGAUUGCCAGGAGACUGUUGCGAGCUCACCUGUAGUUGGUUUUCCUUGUGAGCCUGCCCUGUUGGAUCCAGGGUGUGAAAUGAAGAAUGACAUGCUGCAAAUAGAUGAUUUCUGUAAAUUGAAGGACUGUUCCUCAGAGGAAACUACCAACUCUACCUUUAGAAAACCAUUUUCUCCUGAAUCAGGUCUGCCCUCUGUUGCUUUAAUUACCAACUGCUCUGCAAAGGAUGUUCUUGAUCUCCAUUCUAAGGGUGAUGAUGUUUCCAUUAAUAAUAAUAAUGCUGUUAACAAUCCAGGGCAGAUGGAUAAUGAUGGAACAAAAGCUGUUGAAGUUGAUUGUAUCACUGAAAGCAUACCGUUACCUUCUCUAAGGGAUAGUCGAAGAACUAAAUUUGGCCGUAAGACACAAACCAAAAAGGCUUCAAGAAAUUGCAAGAACAAAACCAAGGUGACGCAUUCAAAUGGGGGUAUGAAGCUAAACUUAGAGGCUGCUAGAAAGAAAAGAAGUUGUUUCUCCAAACCAGCUCGUUCUUCUGUCUGGGGAUUGAUUGGGAAUAUUGAACAGUUUUUUGAGCAAGAUAAUGAGCUUGGAGUUGGUGAAGCUGUGUGCCAAGAAUUGGGGAAGGCUAGAAGCAAGCGUCAAAGUGGGAAAGCGGUUAAGAAUGGUGCAAGUACUACCUCAUUGAGUUCAGUACAGAAGUGUUCUGUUUCAACUACUCGUGUUCGUCUGAAGAUUAAAUUUGGGAAAGAAGUUGAUUUAAGUUGCUCAAAUGUCUUGAUUCCAGAGUCAGUUGAUGGUUUGGCUUCUGCUUCUUACUUGGUGUCUGAUUCAGGUUCUCAGAAAGUAGCCGGCAAUGCUGAUGAUAAAAUUUCUGAUGCGGUGGCUUUGGGAAAUUCAGAAUCUUUCAGUAAUGACCUGGGCAAGGAUGGUCUUGUUCUAAAUGAACAAGUUGCAAAUAACCCCUUAGAAACUACUGAAAUAACAGAGAAGUCAUAUGGGGAUGCAGAGGAACCUUGUCUUGCUGUUCCUCCUGAGAAGGUGGUUGAAGCAUUGAUUGAACCUAUGAGUAAUAAGGGUAUGGAUCCUGGAACCUCACCUGAUUCUGAAGUUAUCAAUUCAAUUCCCGAAGUCCAGAUUGGAGAAAGACAUCAAGAAGACGUACAUCAUGCUGUUUUAGGUUCUUCUAAAGAAUUAAAUUCUAAAUUGGAUGUUACCAUCAGUAAGAGAGGGAAGAAGAAAGAGAAACUUAUUUGUUCUGGUAAUUGUAUCACUGAAGAUGGAUCACAAGGUCCACGUGGGAAUAGUAGAGCUAAGCAUUCAAAGAAUCACAGACGUAAGAAAAAUUGCAGGGAUGCAUUUAGCUCUUUGGAGUUGCCCACUGAGAUAAGCAAAUCUGUGACCAGUAAAGAAUUGUCCCCAGAAUUAUUGCCCCAUUCUGGAGAGACCGAACUUGGAGGCUCCGUCGAGGCUUUGAAAGUUAAAAAUCAUAUGGACGCUAAGACAAGUAAUAAACCAUCUGUUGACCAUGGAUUUUCAGAUUCCCUGGUUUCUGAGAAAAUGCUGUCAUCUGCAAGACCUUUGGGGCGUAAACUACCUAAAAGUCUUAGACCUAGUAAAGUUAGCAAGACCAAAUCUAAAGCUUCUGACUCAUCUGGCAGGAAAAAGACUACUGCUGGUACAUGCAAGGAGAAACAGAAAAAUCCAAUUAAUAAGAGCAAAGUCAAGGGAAAAGGUGCCUCUCUUAAAGUUACAUGUGAAGUGGAAGAUUGCCCACAUCCAGAAGCAAAUGCUGGAAAUCAUAAGCUGGAUGCUAUUGGAAAAAUUAUUGCUGAUGACAACAGAGUAUCGGUCAAUGUAUCUAAUUUGGACAUGCUGUCUGGUGUUGGUUUUGGGGAGCAAAUUCUAUCACCCCGCAAUGCAUGGGUGCGUUGUGAUGAUUGUCACAAGUGGCGGCGAAUUCCAGCUGUGCUAGCAGACCGAAUUGAUGAAACUAACUGCACCUGGACAUGUAAGGACAGCAGUGAUAAAGCCUUUGCUGAUUGUGCUAUCCCUCAAGAAAAGUCUAAUGCAGAGAUUAAUGCGGAGUUGGGAUUAUCAGAUGCCUCGGGUGAAGAAGAUGCAUAUGAAGGUUCCAAAAAUUUUAAGGAAUUAGAAUAUUGGCCACCUAUAGUUUCCCAGGAGUCAACUUUUACCAAUAUUUUGACCAAUGAAUUUCUGCAUCGUAGCCAUAAAACUCAGACUAUUGACGAGAUAAUGGUAUGUCAUUGCAAGCCAUCUCAAGGAGGAAAGUUAGGCUGUGGGGAUGAAUGUCUAAAUCGGAUUCUUAAUAUCGAAUGUGUGCAAGGAACCUGCCCAUGUGGGGACCGUUGUUCCAACCAGCAGUUCCAAAAACACAAGUAUGCUAGCCUGAAGUGGUUUAAAUGUGGGAAAAAGGGUUACGGACUGAAGGCAAUUGAGGAUGUAGCUCAAGGCCAGUUUCUUAUUGAAUACGUUGGAGAGGUGCUUGAUAUGCAAACGUAUGAGGCACGGCAAAGAGAGUACGCUUUGAAGGGCCAUCGGCAUUUCUAUUUUAUGACCUUGAAUGGUAGUGAGGUGAUAGAUGCAAGUGCAAAAGGAAACUUGGGGCGUUUCAUUAAUCAUAGUUGUGAUCCUAAUUGUCGGACAGAAAAGUGGAUGGUGAAUGGGGAAAUCUGUAUUGGACUGUUUGCAUUGAGGAAUGUUAAGAAGGAUGAAGAAUUGACAUUCGAUUACAACUAUGUAAGGGUUUUUGGUGCUGCUGCCAAAAAAUGCUAUUGUGGUUCGUCUAACUGUCGAGGUUAUAUAGGUGGUGGUGAUCCACUUAAUGCUGAAUUGAUAGUUCAAAGUGAUUCAGAAGAAGAAUUUCCCGAACCUGUUAUGCUUACCAAAGAUGGUGAAAUUGAAGAUGCUGUACCUACACCCAAGUAUUUUAAUAAUGUUGAUACAGAAUCUGCUAAACAUAUGUUGAAAGACAGGGAUAUAUUGGAAAAUCCUACAACUGCUAUAGAUUCAGAUGGUUCUCCAGAGAAAGAGAGUUCUAUGAACCCUGCCUCUGCCGUUUCUCUGUUGCACAGCUCAGCAGAAAUGGAGGAUUCAAAGGGCAAAUUACCAUCUUCUGUUAGAGAUGAAGAAAUUUCUCUACAAAUGGAGGAUGUAACAAGCAAACCCAUGCCUUCUGUACACCAAGGAUAUGAAAAGGAAUCAGAGUUUGCAGACAAAACUUCUUCCAUUCAAAGAUUAGAGACUACUUCUCCCCCUACAACUGUCAGCAAAAUGUUACCGAAUUCUGCUGGUAGUAAUAGGGAGUCCAAGUCUGAAAUAAUUGGAGGCAAGAAGACUCCUAAGUUAAAUGGUUCUGUUAAAAAGGGGAAGGUUCAUGCUAAUCCUCCAAAUGGCCUUAAAACUGAGGUGACAGCCAAUCGAUUACAGGUGUCAUCUAUAAAACACAAAAAAGUAGAAGGUUCUUCCAAUGGACGGUUUGAAGCAGUUCAGGAGAAACUUAAUGAGUUGCUGGAUGGAGAUGGUGGAAUAAGCAAAAGAAAAGAUGCCACCAAAGGGUACUUGAAGCUUUUGUUUCUCACUGUGGCAUCAGGUGAUAGAAUUAAUGGUGAAGCUAUUCAAAGCAAUCGAGAUCUUUCCAUGAUCCUUGAUGCCCUUCUGAAAACAAAAUCUAGAGCAGUGCUGAAUGAUAUAAUUAACAAAAAUGGUUUACAGAUGUUACAUAACAUUAUGAAGCAGUACAGGCAUGACUUCAAAAAAAUUCCAAUACUACGAAAGCUUCUUAAGGUCUUGGAGUUCCUAGAAGCAAGCAAGAUUUUGACAUCUGAACAUAUUAAUGGUGGUCCUCCUUGUCAUGGAAUGGAGAGCUUUAGAGAGUCAAUGCUUUCUCUGACAGAGCAUGAAGACAAACAGGUCCAUCAAAUUGCUCGAAACUUCCGAGACAGAUGGUUUCCCAGACACGCCAGAAAACAUGGCUAUAUGGACAGGGAUGAUAACAGAGUGGAAUCUCACAGAAGUUUCAAGUGCAACAGAUUUUCAGCAUCACACAGUCAGAGGCAUGAACAGGAUUUAAGGACUACAGAAGCAAUUGAUUGUAGUCAGCAGGCGAUGCUUGUGACAACUCCAGUAGAUGCUGAAACCUGGGAAGGCUGUCCUGUGCAGUCUCUAGAUGGGGUUGAAAUCAAAAGAGCUAAAAAACGCAAGCGCAAAAGCCGAUGGGAUCAACCAGCCGAUACAAACUCGCAUUCUGAUGCCGUUAUGAGCUCUAUCGGUGAAAGCCAGAACAUUCCCGAGGAUGGUCCACCAGGGUUUUCAUGUCCAGUAGGUUCAUUAAAUGCUUCCCUAAACUCUGGUAAUCUUGCCUUGCAAAAUGCAAGCCGUUCUGGAUGCCCCUCUGAUAUAGUUAUUGGUCAUCCAAAAGAGAAAUUUAACUCUCACUUGCCUGUCUCAUAUGGAAUGCCAUGGUCUGCCCAGCAAUAUGGAACACCUCAUGCUGAAUUUCCUGAGUGUUGGGUCACUGCACCUGGCAUGCCUUUCAACCCAUUUCCUCCACUACCCCCGUAUCCACGGGACAACAAAGACUGUCAACCUUCUAAUACUACUAAUGCUAUGAUAAUUGAUCAGCCUGCUGAAGUUAAGCAGGGGGAUACCAGUGGUAUGGUUAAUUGUUGCUCAGAUGAUAUGAUUCCCAGCACAACUGGUGUUAACUCUGAAGACUCCAACCUACUGUUUGAGGACGAUAAACACAAACGAUUGAAGGGUGAUUCCAAUGAUUUGGGAACGAGGUACUUUAGACAGCAGAAAAUACACCGACCAUGGUUCAAGAGGAAUGCAUGGAAAUGUGAUGAGAACAACUCUUGUGGUGAUAUGUGCAGUAUAGAUGUAGGAGAUGUACCAAAAGAGUCAAAAGUUACUUGUGACGCGGAGGAUGCAAUCUGUAGAGAGGAGUAAGGUGGCGAUAUUAUUUAUUAGCAUGCACAGCAGCAAUAUCAAUAUUGUUCACAGGAAAAAGAAAUAUUUUUGUUUUCUUUUUUCUUCCUUAUACAUUAAUGUACUGUCAAUUCAUUUGUUCCUGAAUCUAUUAUUCAAUGAAAAUAUCAUUCAAUUUCAGCAUU
Messenger RNA from Glycine soja, 6714 nucleotides. RefSeq names its product histone-lysine N-methyltransferase ASHH2-like. The coding region runs from base 302 to 6550 and encodes 2082 amino acids. Gene Ontology annotation, cellular component: chromatin; nucleus. The record is from RefSeq and is a predicted model, not a curated record. Gene Ontology annotation, biological process: regulation of DNA-templated transcription. NCBI's taxonomy places the organism in Eukaryota, Viridiplantae, Streptophyta, Magnoliopsida, Fabales, Fabaceae. Gene Ontology annotation, molecular function: protein binding; zinc ion binding; histone H3K36 methyltransferase activity. The transcript is spliced from 19 exons.